AUGCCCUCGCCGACGGACGAGGAAAUCCCGUUCCCACCGCUGAGCAGCCAACGCCGUGCCCUCCUGUCGCCCAACGAUGCGUGCGUCUCGCCCCCGCGCCGGCCUUACGAGAGUAGCGGUGGCGGCGAUGGCGCAGCCGACUCUACGAUGCGUCUGAGGCGGCUCCAUGGCGAGCGCAGCAGCAGCCGUCGGCGGAAGCGCACGUGGAAGAAGCUCAUGUGGGUGAAGCAAUCAUAUCCCGAUAAUUACACCGACCAAGCGACCUUUCUCGAGAAUCUCCAGCGCAACCCGCGCCUCAAACCUUACGACUUUUGGCCGCUCGUCGCCGACUCGACCGUCAUCCUCCAGCACGUCUGCUCCGUCAUCAUCUUCAUCGUCAGCUUCGUCGCCAUCUUCCACUCGCGCGUGUCGCCCGUCUCCGUCGCCAGCUGGAGCUCCUUCGGCACCUUUCUCGGCUGGCUCCUCUGGGAGCGCUGGGUUUCCGAAGAGGAGGAUCUCGAGGAGGAGCAGCUGCUGCACAACCCGUCCGCGACUACAACAGUAGCCGCCCCCACCGCCGCCGCAGCGGCUGUGAUGAGAGUGCCGCCGGCGCCGGCGACACGGCGAAGGACGCGUGCAGGAAGUCUGCGCCGACCCGUGCUGCCGAUUCCGCCCCCAUCGACAGCCGGCUCGUCGGCGGCCAGCUCCACGACGAACCUUGAGCUUAGCGUGCCCAGCAGGAGCACUCGCCCCGCGGCAUCGUCGCCCGUAGAUCUCACGAGCAGCAGUGCUGGAAACAGCAAAGACCAGCUCGAAGCACCAAAGCGCCCGCCGCUGCCGCCGCGCAACUCGGUCUCGGUCUCCGAGAUGCGCGUCGAGUACCCCGCCUACCUACCCGACGAGGAGAGCCGCCUCGUGCUGCGCCUGAGCACCAUCAAGUCGGCCAUGCUCAUCUACUCGACGCUGCUCGGCCUCAGCCCGAUCCUCAAGUCGCUCACAAAGUCGACCUCGAGUGACAGCAUCUGGGCCAUGUCGUUUUGGCUGCUGGCCAUCAACAUCUUCUUCUUUGACUACUCGGGCGGCGUGGGCGCCAAGUUCCCCGCGUCCCUCUCCACCAACGCCGCGCUCAUGGCGUCGACGGUGCUCGCCAGCCGCCUGCCCGACACCACGCAGGUCUUUUCGCUCACCCUAUUCAGCAUCCAGGUGUUUGGCCUGUUUCCCGUGUUUCGAAGGCACGUGCGCCACCGCUCGUGGAAGUAUCACGUCCUGCUGAGCGUGCUGCUCGUGCUCGGCGCGGGUAUGGGCGUGGGCAUGGUGCUGGGCGAUGUCGAUGGCAACGGUGCCUGGCCGUGGAAGAGAGGCGUCAUCGGCAUGGUUGUGAGCUUGCUGAUUGCGGCGCUGGCGGCCGGCGGGUGCAGCUGGUGGCUGAUUGGCCUGCAAAAGUACAAGAAUGAGAUUCGAGGUCCGUGGGACCCGGCGAGACCCAUCAUUAUGAGCAGGCCUCGAUGGGACUGA
This is a messenger RNA of Akanthomyces muscarius, 1494 nucleotides long. RefSeq lists its product as uncharacterized. Lineage: Eukaryota; Fungi; Ascomycota; Sordariomycetes; Hypocreales; Cordycipitaceae. Gene Ontology annotation, biological process: GPI anchor biosynthetic process. Gene Ontology annotation, cellular component: membrane; glycosylphosphatidylinositol-N-acetylglucosaminyltransferase (GPI-GnT) complex. The record is from RefSeq and is a predicted model, not a curated record. The coding region runs from base 1 to 1494 and encodes 497 amino acids. The transcript is spliced from 2 exons.